CUGGGACAUCCGCGCCUAUGUGGUACUGAGCGAGAGGAGGCAUGACUGAUUUUAUGGAAUGAUCACACCGAUUGCCUACCGCCAUAUCGAUGUUUGUGGUGGUGUUAUCGAUCGAGAUUCCUCACCAACGUGAUUCUCUUCUUUUCCUCCGUUUGUUGACAGGCUGCAGGUGUGCACGAUUGGGCAAUAUGUAAUUUUUGACACAACGCUGCUAUUUUUGGAGAAUUGCACUACUUUUGGGAGUUAAUACUUGAUUUGUCAUUCUCUGACUCGUUUUUUUUAACGGCGCUCUAUUCUGUAGCCGAGCUGGGCAUUGAUUCCCUCCAAUGGCUGUGUGAAUUGACAGAGUGAAGAUCCUAAACAUUCGGAAGCUGUGUGAAGGACCUGGGGGAAAAAAUGAAAGCAUCCAUACCCUUUCUGGUCCUACUUCAUGCAAUUGUGGUCCAUUGCCUGAGAGUGGUAUCAAAGAGAGGCUCAGUGGAAGGAUGCACAGAUUGGUCUGUGGACUAUCUGAAAUACAAGGUGCUCGUGGGUGAACCUGUUCGGAUUAAGUGUGCUUUGUUCUAUGGAUAUAUCCGUGCCAACUACACACAUGCUCAGAGCUCAGGACUCAGCCUCAUGUGGUACAAAAGUGAAGGACAUGGUGAGUUCGAGGAGCCCAUCAGUUUUGAUGGCACACGAAUGAGCAAAGAGGAGGAUGCAGUAUGGUUUCGACCAGCUGAAGUGAGCGACAUGGGCUACUAUUCCUGUGUGUUAAGAAACUCCACUUACUGCAUGAAGGUGUCCAUGUCCCUCACCGUGGCAGAAAAUGACACAGGCCUCUGCUACAACUCCAAGAUGAGGUUCUUUGAGAAGGCAGAGCUGAGUAAAAGCAAGGAAAUUACCUGCACAGGCAUCAAAGAUUAUAUCCAGACAGGAGCCGAGCCCCAGAUUGUUUGGUAUAAGGAGUGCAUGCCAAAGCAAUGGAGACAGACAAUCGAGAGGAGGAGGGACACGCUCUCCAUCAAGGAAGUUCGAGAAGAUGACAUUGGGAAUUACACCUGUGAAUUACAGUUUGGAAACUUUGUAGUGCGGAGGACCACCGAACUGUCUGUCACAGCUCCUUUGACAGACAAGCCGCCAAAAAUCCUCUCCCCGUCCGAGGGCCAAACCAGCGCCAUUGAAAUGGCUCUAGGAAGUCCCGUCAACCUGACAUGCAGAGCAUUCUUUGGGUACAGUGGUGAUGUCAGCCCACUCAUUUACUGGAUGAAGGCGGAGAAGUUUAUUGAGGAUCUGGAUGAGGAGCGGGUGCGGGAGAGUGACAUCAAGACAAUACGUGAGCACUUGGGCGAGCAGGAGGUCUCCAUCUCGCUUAGCAUCGAUUCCCUGGAGGAGAGCGACCUGGGAAACUACACUUGCUACGUGGAAAAUGGCAAUGGUCGACGACAGGCAAACAUCCAGCUCGUCAAGAAAGCUGAACUCAUGUACACCGUGGAACUGGCCGGCGGUCUGGGGGCCAUCCUGAUCCUGCUCAUCUGCCUGGUGACUCUGUACAAGUGUUACAGGAUUGAACUCAUGCUCUUCUACAGGAACCACUUCGGCAGUGAGGAUCUAGAUGGAGAUAGCAAAGACUAUGACGCCUACCUGUCCUACACGAAAGUAGACCCUGACCAGUGGAGCCAGGAGACUCGGGAGGAGGAGCGCUUUGCCCUGGAGAUCCUGCCCGACAUGCUGGAGAAGCAUUAUGGGUAUAAACUCUUCAUUCCAGACAGGGACUUGAUCCCCACAGGAAGUUUCACCAGCGAUCAUUUCCAGGAUGACACCAGACUACUUAGAGCUUACAUCGAGGACGUUGCACGCUGUGUGGACCAGAGCAAGCGCCUCAUCAUCGUUUUGACGCCCAGCUACGUGGUACGGAGGGGGUGGAGCAUCUUUGAGCUGGAGACACGUCUUCGUAAUAUGCUGGUGACGGGCGAGAUCAAGGUCAUCCUUAUUGAGUGCGCCGAGCUGCGCGGCAUCAUGAACUACCAGGAGGUGGAGGCCCUCAAACACACCAUUAAGACGUUGACCGUCAUCAAAUGGCGCGGCGCGGCCAGCAACAAGCUGGACUCCAAGUUCUGGAAGCAGCUCGUCUACGAGAUGCCCUUCAAGCGCACCGAGCCCCUGAGCAUCUCCCACGAGCAAGUGCUGGAUGUGAGCGAGCAAGGGCCCUUUGGCGAGCUCCAGGCGGUAUCGGCAAUGUCCAUGGCGGCCGCCACCUCCACCGCCAUGGCAACGGCGCAUCCAGACUUGCGUUCCAACUUCCACAACUCGUACCACACCCAGAUGAGACAGAAACAAUACUACCGUAGUUACGACUAUGAGCUGCCACAAAGGGGCACUCUGCCGCACUUGUCCUCCGGCCGAAACCAGCACACGUACUGCAAUAUCCCCAUGACACUCCUGAAUGGACAGCGGCCUCAGUCCAAGUCGCCGCGACAGCAGAGUUUAGAGGAAGGCCACGGCAACAACGCCAUGCUCCCGCUUCUGCCCCGAGAGACCAGUAUAUCCAGCGUUAUCUGGUGACACACAGCCCUCACCGCAAUAUAGGAUUUACUAAUCCGGGAGACAGGGUGGGAUUGCUUUUGCAAUCUGUGUAUCAUUCGUCCUUUCCGUUUUUAAUUGGCAAUUGGAGGAGAGAAAAAAAGACUUUUUGGUUCCUUGUUUUUUUGUUUUGUUUUGUUUUGUUUUUUUAAAUGAAACAAAAAAUGAAAUGUCAGAUAUUUCACAUCUCAAUUCAAGCCCAAAUCAAGCGCGUGGUUAGCGCGUGGGCUUCACAGUGCAGAGGUGCAGCUUUCAAUCCCGGCUCCGGCCUACCUGUGUUGCAUUUGCAUAUUCUCCCCGAGGCUGCGUGGGUUUUCUCCGGGUACUCCGGUUUCCUCCCACAUUCCAAAAAUAUGCAUGGCAGGCUGAUUGAACUCUCUCAAUUGUCCCUUGCUGUGAGUGUGAGCGCGAAUGGUUGUUCAUCUCUGUGUGCCCUGCGAUUGGCUAGCAACUGGUUCAGGGUGUCCCGUGCCUAUUGCCUGACGAUGACUGGGAUAGGCUCCAGCACCACCUGUGACCCUUGUGAGGAUAAAGCGGAUCAAAAAAUGGAUGGAUGGAUCUUUAUGUGAACCGGAAGUUUAAUAGAAGCAUAAAGAAGCAAAAAUAGCUUGUUCACUGCCUAAUUAGUUAAGACUCCGACGGCUAUGAUUCUUCAAAUAAUGCAUAAGGUCCUCACCACGUAAAAAUAUACUUGGCUUUACAAGAAUUACUACCAUCACGCCUCACAUUUAAAUGCAGUAACAUAGUCAUCCUUUAGGCUGUGCUGUUGUGCCCAGUGUGCAAAUCCAGUACAAAGGGCUGUCUAAUUGUGCACAAGGGUGGACUUUAUUUUAUUUUGAUAUUUUCACAGAUGAGCGCAAUUAGAAAUUGCCUCUUGAGCCUUUGUGCCCGUAAACACAGCCGAAUAGAUUCCCCGGCCAAUGGAAGCAACUCAUGUCCUUUAACUCAUUCAGUACCAGCCAAUUCUGGACCAAGUCUGAAAAGACGUUUAAAAACGUCUUUCGGAGUGAAUGAGUUAAGUGCAGCGCGUGAGAGGCACGCAGUCUUUGAUAUUGCUGAAGCAGACAGUGACUAGCAGAGGCUCAAAGCACACAAAGUGUGUUUAUAAGGAACUGCAAGGAGAUCUCCAUUGGUGGAUAUCAAAUUGGCCAGUGCGAUCGCAGAUCAUCACUCUGAAGUGGGCACUUGGAUACCUUCAAACCUGAUCAUUCCUGUCUGCAUGUGAACCCCACCGACAUAGCUGUCCCAUGGUCAAAGAGGGUGAUUUUAAAAAUAUCAAUAAUAAUAAUAAUAAUAAUAAUAAUGCAUUCAAUAAAUUGAUUUCUACAUUGAUUCAGAGCGAUCGAUACACAGCAUUUUUAUAUUUAUGAAUGAAAUACGACGACAUCCACUUCACAUAUCCGUGGAUCUUAGAAUCUGACUGCGUGGACCCUAAUCAAAAUCAGGCAGACCGAACAAUUGCUUUCAGCCGUCUCUGUCUUUCUAAUCAAAUCGUUUUCAACUCAUUCAUGUCCACACGAGCAGAUGGACGAGUAGAAUUGGGACAAAUCGUUUUCUCAGUGCUUAUUUUUAUUCUUCUUUCAACCAUUAUGCAGUGACAAACGAAGCAAACAUGAUGCCAAAGACAAUAAUCCUUUCAAAAUGUGUUGAUGAUCUCAUGUGGCUGUUAAAUCAUUCAAUGUCUCGUUGUCCGGACUGAUCGCGGUGACGAUGACAGCUAACAUAGCUGUUCUAAUAGAAGGACCAAUCUUAUGUAAACUCACUUUUAAAUUUUGUAUUUUUUUAGCAUUGAAUUGAGUAAAAAUAAUAAUAAUAACCAGGCACUUUUUUUUUUCAAUUGCCAAACAAAAAGUGGUAAGUACAAACGAUGCACGGAUUGUUUUGUGACACUGAAUAACAAGUGGGGGGGGGGGGGGGGAGCAACUGUUUUACGCCAUGCCUGUAAACAAGUAACUUAAUCCAACACCGGCCAAUAUGGCUGGCAAAAUGCUGGAACACAGGGUCAUGUACAUAGUGUUUGUAAUUCUUUGUAGCAUUUGUUUUUAUUGAUGACAUUCUCUGUCAUCGUUUGGUUGUGUGUGUGUGUGUGUGUGUGUGUGUGUGUGUGUGUGUGUGUGUGUGUGUGUGUGUGUGUGUGUGUGUGUGUGUGUGUGUGUGUGUGUGUGUGUGUGUGUGCGUGUGUGUGUAUGUGUGUGUGUGUGUGUGUGUGUGUGUGUGUGUGCGUGCGUGUGUGCGUGCGUGUGUGUGUUUCUUUGUUUGCUUUUGCGAAGUUUGUGAAAUGGAUCACAUACAUGAGUGUGUGGGUCGAAGAUAUGUGAGAUGGGUGAUUACCGGUGGUGGGCAGGAUCUCCGGGAGCCACGUCUCAGCCGCUCCAACCACUUGUCAAGUCAAGGACACAAACUCAGGAGUCACAAACCCCAAUAACGGAUGGCAGUGGUAACUGAGAAAGACGGUGCUAUUGGCUUACAUUGCUGUUUUCUUUGAGAUAAUGCAGACUUAUAUACCCCUAACAAAUGAUUCUAUUGCAGAAAAAAUUUAAUUGUGUAGUAUUUUAUGAAAAUAGUCUAUUUUUGUAAAAGUGCGGAUGACAGAAGGACUUUCAGAGCAGAGAUUUGUAAGUCGGAGGGCAUCGCUCACCCCCUCUGAUGGGUCAUUCACAGUAUGUCUUACAUGGCAAAGAGUAUAUUACAGUUGGGAAGUCCUCGCCCACCUGAUCUUGUGUUGUUUUAGCAGCUAGCGUACCUCAGAAGAGCGCAGAUCUCUGCCAGGGCCAGACAAAAGUCAUUCAUGGAGGUUGUUAAAAUUCUUAUGGGGUGGAGGGGGGGGGGCAAACACUGAAAAUCAAAGCUUGUAUCUGCACUUCUACCCCGAUUCUUACCAAAAUGUGACAUUUUCUUCCUUUCCUCCCGCAAAUGUGUUUUUGUGGUAGCGGUAUCUUAAUGACCACUUACUGUUUUACAAUGUCUCAAAAUGACUGUUGAGGGGAAAAAAAAGGAAAAACAACAAAAAUAGUGAGGGCCGAAGACUUUUGCACAAUCUGUAUUUCCAUCAUAAAAAAGACGAGUUGUGAUGCAACAAUGCCGUUGGCGAUUUCGGAAACGGGGGAAAGGAGAAGCCACAUCAUCAACCCAAAGCAUUCGCUUCAUGCGGUUCACCCACUCCGACCAGGGCUAAGCCAUCAUUCCCUUACACGACUGCUCGGCUCUUUGAGCACCAUUCCAUUUUGCCAGAAGGACAGAUGUCAGUUAUCCAAGGAGUGCAAACUUUAGGGCUUUGGCCUCCAAACUCAGGAUGAUGUCGCGUGUUCUCUGUGCACGUUUUCUGUGUGAAACGUGGGACUGCAUAUGUGUUGUGACUGCUACUUUUCUUUCUUGUUUCUUUAAACCUGUGGCAACAUGAGCAGAAAUGAAACUACGACUCCAGCGCGGGAGGUGUUGCCAUAUCAAAGAAAGGAAUAUAUGCCUAACAGGACAAGACAAUGAUUUCUUUCCUGUUUUGCAGAUAUCGUAGUUUCCGCUCUCAGUCAAGGCGCUUUAACAAUGCAUCUGUGGAAAGAGAUUGGUGGGUUGAGGUCAGGAUUCAAGUUCUUCCACCCCAAACCCAUCAAGCUGCUUUAUGCGCUGGGAAAAACAUUGGGCCUUCCGCAAACCGUUCCCACAAAGUUGAAAGCGUAGAAUCAUCCCAAAAUUCUUGGUAAUAUAAAUAAUUAAGAACAGAAAGAUCCAUCCAACCCCUGGCUUACUGUUGUGGUUAGGUAAACUAAAGGAAUAAAACUAAAUUUGAGACAUUUUAUUGUGCAUAAUUUUGACAAUUUAUUUGAAGGCAGCUUGAAAUAAAGUCACGACGUUUUGAGAGGAUUCAUUGAGGUGUAUGAUUUUUUUUGGGGGGGGGGGUGAAGAAAGCUUAUAUGAAGCACGAAAACAGAAGAAAGUAAGUCAACACACAACUGUUUGCUUCACUGGCAGGUUGUGGUGUGUCACUAGCUGGUCUAUCAAACAAAACACUCACUGACUUAUUGGAGCCAUAAGGUGCAAUUUUCAGCACUCUUGAAUUGUUUCUUUUUACACUGAGAUUCAAGCGUUCCUGAAAGGACCCGUGUGUCCCCCCCGCCCCCCUUUCGGGGGGCAGAACAAAUGACGGAUACGCAGAGCAGUGUGCUUGUGACAACGCAAUGUCAAAAUACAAUGAUGAAGAUUUAGAUGAAGACAAUCAAGCCAUAAUACAUAAUAAUCCCGUUGGGGCCACAUCACAAAGCAAUCGUCCUAAAGGAGGAGCUUAAAUAAAUUCCCAUUGCACCAAUUCAUGUUAUACGUGGACACCCAUUUUUUUUAUAUUACAGUGAGUAUUUGGAAUAUUUGUGGUGACAAAUGGCUGUGAUGAAGAUGAGUAACAAAUACAUAGCACAGAAUUAAUUGCAGGCACUUUUCACUAGAGCGGAGAACGAAUGGUCUCUUCUGUUGUCAUCUAUCUGUAAUGUACAUGAAAUGAGCUAAUGCUAUUAAUAAAACACACUUGAAGUCA
Molecule: messenger RNA, 7084 nt
Organism: Hippocampus zosterae (dwarf seahorse)
Lineage: Eukaryota; Metazoa; Chordata; Actinopteri; Syngnathiformes; Syngnathidae
Product: interleukin-1 receptor accessory protein-like 1
Exons: 12
Coding region: 397-2544 (715 amino acids)
Biological process (GO): signal transduction; negative regulation of exocytosis
Molecular function (GO): interleukin-1 receptor activity
Source: RefSeq, a predicted model, not a curated record